AUGGGAGCUUCUCCUAACCUCUCGGAUGCAGCUCCCAAUGAACGAGCACAUGCAACAAAUGAAGGAUCUCCGUCUGCGAAAGCGACGGUCGAUCAUGCUACGACCUAUGCGAUGAACGGUGAAGAUGGAUCCACGGCCUCAGAUGGCGUGAAUUGCGAUACUGCUUCCAAAGCCCCUAUGGAAACACUCGACACAAAGGCCCUCGAGGUUGUUGCAAACAAAGAUGAUACCUUAGAUAACGAUGAUGCAAAAGAGCGAAGGCCUCCUCUGCCCCCUAGACGUCCACUACUCCAGACACCAGAACGACCCAAAACUUCAGGAGCUCCAAAGCGACCGGUAUUGCAGUCUCAGCCUACCACGGCAUUAUCGUCAGUCGACAUACAGACAUUAUCAUUCCCCGAUGGCACAAGAGGUACUUUUUCUACACCAGUCAGCCGAUCGGUGUCGGAAACGAAAUUAGGACAUGGUGUUUCUUCGUCAGUCUCAUCACUAAGCAAGAAAAAGAAUCUCGAGGGAAGUGACAAUGAUGAUAAUGCAAGCCUUAUGAGUUAUGCGCCAACCUUGAAGGCAAAUGGAGAUCUUGCAAGUCUACUUGAUGAUGGACUUAACGCGCAAAGCCCGGCAUGGAAAUUGUUAAAUUCACAAGCAGAUCACGGGGAGCCGAUCGACGAGGAAGAGGAGUUUGAGGAUCAUUCUCUUGUACAUUUCGAACGCGAAUUCGACGAAAUAGGGGAGGUUGAUAGCAAGGGCGGCAACGAAGAGGAAUUACUUAUACAAUGGAAGUCAAAACUCAAACAUUACUUGAUUCUGUCUUCCGCCGGAAAACCUAUAUACAGUCGCCAUGGAGAUCAAAACCUUAUUAAUGGCUACAUUGGAAUUAUUCAAACGAUCAUAUCAUUCUACGAGGGCUCAAAAGAUCCCCUUACAGGAUUUACUGCAGGCCGUACAAGAUUUGUUAUCUCAACUGAUGGACCUUUAUAUUUCGUUGCUAUUAGUAAACUUGGCGAGAGCGAUGCUCAAUUGAAGGGUCAGCUUGAAGCGUUGUAUAUGCAGAUUUUAUCAACCCUGACCUUACCAACUCUUACACAUUUAUUUUCAAACAGACCAAAUACAGAUCUUCGCCGACCUUUAGAGGGAACUGAAUCCUUACUAUCAUCACUCGCAGACACCUUUACUAAAGGCUCUCCAUCUGCAUUAUUGUCUGCAUUGGAAUGUUUAAAAUUACGGAAGUCCCAACGACAUGUCAUAAACAAUACUCUAUUGAAAGCACGAACUGACAAGCUUCUCUACGGGUUGAUAGUAGCAGGUGGUAGGCUUGUAAGUGUGAUACGUCCUAAACGACAUUCGUUACAUCCUAGCGACCUCCAACUCAUAUUCAACAUGCUUUUCGAAGCCGGUGGCGUUCGAGCUGGAGGCGGGGAGAAUUGGAUUCCUUUAUGUCUCCCAGGAUUCAACAAUCGAGGAUACCUCUACAUGUAUGUGAGCUUCCUAAGCGUGGAAAAUGGCGAACCUAUUAAAGACAAUAUCUCCGAGAACAAGAAGGGUAGAACGGAAGACGAAGUUGCAGUGCUACUCAUAAGCGCUGAUAAGGAAAGCUUUUUUGAGCUCAAACAAAUGCGCGACGACGUGGUCAAUCAACUCGAAAAGAAUGGAAGCAUGAACAUCAUUAAAGCUGCCGUUCGCCAGGGACGUCCAAAGACAACUGAUAUUGCUCCAAGAACGUCCUUGCGACAUUUCCUUUACAAGUCACGAGCAAAUGUUCAAUUCACAAUGCCAUCAUUUGAUCCUCAUUACAACAACCUCGUCAAUCGUCGAAGACUGAUGAACCGAUAUCAAAACCUACACUCCGCAACCCACAAGAAGCAUUCCCAUCUCAAAGUACUCCAUUGCGUCUCCCGCGACAGUAUCUCCCUUGCUUGGACAACCCCCCAGUUCGAAUUCUACUGUGUAGCCGGUCCUAAUGCUUCACGCGCGGGUUUGGCUCAAGAUGCCAACAAAAUAAUUCAAUGGGUCAAGCGUGAAGAAGAGCGCGUGUUCAUUGUUGGUGGUGCCGUGUUCUAG
This is a messenger RNA of Botrytis byssoidea, 2061 nucleotides long. RefSeq lists its product as uncharacterized. Gene Ontology annotation, biological process: vesicle-mediated transport; protein targeting to vacuole. The record is from RefSeq and is a predicted model, not a curated record. Bases 1 to 2061 code for a protein of 686 amino acids. Gene Ontology annotation, cellular component: fungal-type vacuole membrane; Mon1-Ccz1 complex. Lineage: Eukaryota; Fungi; Ascomycota; Leotiomycetes; Helotiales; Sclerotiniaceae. The transcript has 2 exons.